AUGCCAUCACUUAUGAGGACGGUAGUUUUCGUGGCAUCCGCAGUGACCUACGCCUACGCUGCUACAAUAUCCCCCACAAAAGCUGCCAGUAUUUCAGUCAACACAGUAAUUGAAUUCCAAGAAUUGGAUGGAUUCGGCAUCUCACAGGCUUUCCAACGAGCCGAGGAUAUCUUUGGCAAAGAAGGUCUUUCUAGCAAAAAUGCCAAACAUGUUCUCGAUCUUCUUUUCAGCAUUGACAAGGGCGCUGGAUUCUCAAUACUGCGCAAUGGCAUCGGCUCCAGCAACAGCUCGGACAGCGACUUCAUGAACUCUAUCGAGCCCUUUAGUCCUGGAUCACCGAGUGCGAAGCCUCAUUACGUCUGGGAUCGCAAUGACAGUGGUCAGUUCCCACUAGCGCAGGAAGCCUACGAUCGCGGUCUUGUCGGGUUGUAUGGUAACGCAUGGUCGGCGCCCGGAUAUAUGAAGACAAAUGGGGACGAAAACAAUGGCGGGUAUUUGUGUGGAGUGACGAACACUUCCUGCCCGUCUGGUAACUGGAUGGAGGCAUACGCCGACUACUUGGUGCAGUGGGCAAGGCUGUAUAAGGAGUCUGGGGUGAAAGUGACGAACAUCGGCUUCUUGAAUGAGCCCGAAUUCGCUGCCUCCUACGCGGGGAUGCUGUCCGACGGCACCCAAGCGGCGGAUUUUAUUCGCAUUCUUGCAAAGACAAUCAAGGCUUCGGGUAUGAAUCUAGCAAUCAACUGUUGUGACGGAAUUGGGUGGGAGGAACAAGAGCAGAUGAUGGCUGGUCUCCAAGCCGGACCUGAUCCCGCAGAGAACUAUCUCAGUGUUGUGACUGGUCAUGGAUAUAAUUCCAUGCCCAAUUUCCCACUAUCCACCAAGAAGAAGACAUGGGUGACAGAGUGGGCUGAUCUCUCGGGCGGGUUUACUCCCCACGCCUUCUUCAAGUCUGGUGCCACUGGCGAAGGAAUGACAUGGGCACGCAACAUCCAAGUCGCGCUACUGGAUGCAAAUGUUAGCGGAUUCUUCUACUGGAUUGGCGCCGAGAAUUCAACCACUGACAGUGGUCUCAUCAACCUCAUUGGUGAUGAGGUGAUUCCAAGCAAGCGAUUCUGGGCUUUCGCUCAGUUCAGUCGGUUUGCUCGACCAGGUGCUCGUCGUGUUGAGGCUACGAGUUCCGCGCCAUUGCUUCAUGUCAGCUCAUUCCUCAAUAAAGACGGGAGUAUUGUGACUCAGGCCAUCAACAACGCUACCGAGGCAUAUGAUAUCAGCCUGAAGGUUCAUUGCUCUGCAAGAAUAAACAACGCUCGGCCUUAUGUGACAAACAACGCAAAUGACCUAACAGCCCUAGCACCUAUUCGUGUUGCAAGCGAUGGCACCUUCAAGACAAGAAUCCCUGCCCACUCGCUGGUGAGCUUUGUUUGCUCAUAG
This is a messenger RNA of Penicillium antarcticum, 1431 nucleotides long. RefSeq lists its product as uncharacterized. The record is from RefSeq and is a predicted model, not a curated record. Bases 1 to 1431 code for a protein of 476 amino acids. Gene Ontology annotation, biological process: sphingolipid metabolic process. The transcript has a single exon. Gene Ontology annotation, molecular function: glucosylceramidase activity. NCBI's taxonomy places the organism in Eukaryota, Fungi, Ascomycota, Eurotiomycetes, Eurotiales, Aspergillaceae.